UGGUCCAUGUCGACGCCAGCUUACUCCUGCUGCUGCCACCUAAGCUUAGCUUUACAUCGCAGUCCGGCUGCUGUGAAUUGCCUGUUACGUGUAUAAAUUAGUCUAAUUAAACUGUUUUCUUGUGAUAAUGACGAACUGAAAGUUUUUUGGAUAAUUCGUGCAGUUAUCGUGUCAGAUGGAAGGAACUUCGCUCUGAACCAAAUUUCCUGGACUCGUGGCCCCGGAUAUUUGUUUCUUCGAUUUCUGGUUACUCUGACUGCGGCUGGAAGGAGUACUAAUAUAAUAUUUACAGCCGCAGGUUUAGGCUGUCAGACCACCCCUCCCAUCCAGAAGAAAAGCCUCGGGUGAGCAGAGCGACGUUGCCUUUUGCCUCAGCAUCUCACGACUGCAUCAUCUGAAUUUAAAAAUGAACAGAUAACAUCCAGCGUAUGCACUUAGCUUCAUUAAAUUUCACCAUUGCGCGAUCGAUUUUUCCCUAGGUAAUGCAUUAAUUUGAAACCUGAAAUAGAAGCAAAUUUUCUCAAACAUCUAAAAACUCAUCGAGUUAUUACACAAACAAUGAGCUGUUUUCAGCUGCUCAUUUCCUUUAAAACGCUGUCGUCGUUCUUAUAAUUUCAUCCAAACACUUUCAUACUUUCAUACAUAGUACAGAUGAUACAAACUUCACCGAAGUAGAACAGUUCACCAUAUGACCUCAGUUUCACCAAUGUUCAAAAUGCAAAUUUUCUUCGGCCCAGAGCGGAUCUAAAGUUCAAAGGAUCCCCUGAAGCUCAAGAUGGGUCGGCAUUCAAUACCAACCUGUCCCAUUAUCGAACACUUGGGCUCGGCUACAAGAGAUGCCAGUAAACGCCUUGAACCAAGAGCAGUUUCAGAGCGGUGCUUAAGCAAAAGAAAGGAUCAAUGUUCGUCGAAGCCUCAGCGAAUAAUGCCCGUUAAAGAAUUCUGCUCUCUUUCUAUGGACCUGCAAUCUGCUAAAUUUUAUGACAGACAAUCUUACUCACUAUACUCCAAAUUUGUUAAACUUGGAAAACAUCAUCUGCCAAGAGAGGAACUUACUUCUCACCAAGUGAUGGAAAAUGUGGAUGAGGAAGGGAGAGUAUUAAAAAGGGCGCCUCGCGUACGGCCAUUUCUUCGAAACAUGACACGAUCGUUGGCCAUCGUGCUUCUCUUGGUACUGCUACCUCUUUUCAUCGGAGAAGCGCAUGCGGAACCUGAGCCUGAGCCUGAGCCCAAGACGAAGACGGUGAGACAAUGGAAAGCAGUGGGUGACGUCAUACCCAUAUCAGAGGACGAGGAUUCUUACACCGAAAACAAACCCAGAUGUGACCGUCGUUACGUAAGUGGAGCCCAAAAGGAAGGAAUCUUCAGAGCGCCCGACAUUUACAAUCCCGAGAAAGUGUCGCGUCAGUGCCUGUACACAUUCAUCGCGGGGGAGGGCGAGCGCGUCAGACUGCAAUUCAACAGAUUCGACCUGCGCGGCACUCCGCCCGACGGGUCAACUUUGGGAGUAACGCCGGCAUGUUCUCACGAGUACCUGGAUAUCUUCACGGAGGCCACAGAUCCGAACAAAGACCUUCUCAAGACCCCUUUUGGAGGGCGAUAUUGCGGAAAGAUCUCGCCUCGACUGCGCAUCUCAUGGCACAAGACAAUCCAUAUCGCCUUCUUCACCGACAAUAAUAUCACUACGCCGGACCUAUUUUCUGGCACCUACAAGUUCAUUAAUGAUUCCAAAUAUUCCGUUGGAGUAAAAGCACCUGACCAAGACUGCGGCUUUGUGGUCAACGUGGACGUGAAGAAGCACGGGGAAUUUUUAUCCCCAACUUACCCCGGAGUUUACCCCAAGAACAUCACCUGCUACUGGAAGUUCGUGGGCAAACACGAUCAGAGAAUCCGACUUGAGUUUCGUGACUUUGAUCUCUUCUACGGUGGACCGCACUGCCCAUUUGACCACGUAAAGAUGUUCGAUGGUGGAGACACGUUCGCGCCACUUAUUGGCACGUACUGUGGACAACAGAGGAAUCUGGUGGUGUUCAGCAGCAGCAGCUCGGUGUUGGUCACGUUCAGCACCCUAUACCGUAUCGCUGAUACGCAAAACAGAGGCUUCCAGGGCAUCUUUAACAUCUCCGACAGCUACCUCAGACUCAAUUUCAUCAACGAGCACGACGCAGAACACAUCAGGGGCACAGAGUGCGACCAACGCAUCCUGAGCAAACGGACCAGCAACGGAACUGUGUUCAGCCCCAACUACCCCUACCUCUACCUGCCCAACAUAGUAUGCAGAUACUUCAUUUACGGGCUGCAAGAUUCUCAGAACCUGGAACGUGUCCGUUUGGAGUUCUUCGAUCGUUUCGACAUUCCUGCCACGCCGAAAAGCGGCAAAAAUGUUCAGACGACGGGCUGCACUGAUGGCUAUCUUCGCGUUUACCUUCGUGGCCAAGAAGUGCGAAGCGAAUACGACAAGCCUGACCAUGAAUAUUGUGGUCAAACAUUACCACACAGCGUCGUCGCCUUAGGUCCCAGAUUACUAAUGGUUUUCAGCAGCGGCAAGACAACUGGCACAGGAUUCAAAGCUCAUUACAAGUUUGAAACAGAGUACAAGAUCCCCGGGACAGCCUCGCCUGAUGGCCGGUGCGUGUUCUCGUACUUGAGUUCAAGCCAAAAGUCAGGCACGUUCAAUUCGCCCCGCCACCCGUCGAAUUACCCAUCGAAUACCACAUGCGAAUUCACUUUCAAGCCAGCGCACGAUGAGGUCGUCGAGAUCGUCUUCGUGACGUUCAAGAUCAGGAAUGAUAACCCGGGCACUGGCGUUGGAGUGCACCGCUGUCAAGAAGACUGGAUGGAGCUUUUUAACAUUUACAGGCCUCGAUACUCGGAAAAAGAGAGAGAAGUCCUCAAAGGCAGAUACUGCGGAGAGACUGCCCCCGGUCCGACGCAGAGCGAGCGCGAAGCUGUGGGACUGCGAGUGGUACUCCACACCGACCACUCGGGCGUUUACAGCGGCUUCGACGCCAUCUAUAUCUUCAAAAAGAAAGAGGAAACCUUUGGUGUGUGUGGGGGGAACAUUACCGAAUCUGAGUCAGGCGAGCUGCUGUCUCCUAACUUCCCCGAGAAUUACGGAGCGCCCGACAAGACGGACUCGUCUUACUGUGAUUGGUACAUCCAAGUCCGACCAGGCUACAAGGUUCUACUCUGGUUCCAGUCUUUCGCUGUUGAAGGAAAUCCAGAAGAGCGGGGCUGUCCCGCGGCCGCGGUGCGUGUAUGGAAACACGAGGACGACAUACCGGUGGACAUGUGCGGAGACGCCCUGCCGUCUGACCAAAUCCAAAUACUGUCCCAAGGCUCGGUGCUCAGGAUGACAUUCCUGGCUGCGGCCAGGGCUGUCGGUGCUAAAGGAUUCAAGGCCAUCUGGACUGAAGUGCUGGAUAGUCCGCAGUGCAACCAAUUCCUGUGCAAGUCAACUAACUUCUGCAUUCCGCGUUCCCUUCACUGCGACGGCGUGGCGAACUGCGGCCUCAGCGACUUUUCCGACGAGGAGCGAUGCGACAAGGCGCGCGGCGUUAGUCUGGUGAUGCUGACCAGCAUCGUGCUGGGCGUGUCGUCCUCCGUGACCCUAGUCGUCUGUCUCUGGUGCCAGAAGCGCAAGCUUAGCAAGAAAAAGGAGAACUCAAUGGCUCAUGUUCACGCAUAUGAAAAAGGCGCACGUUUCGCUGCAAUGGAUAUUGGGGACCGGAGUGUGUCGCCUGUGAUAGGCACCCGUAAGGCAACUCACCACCUGAGCCACGCCUCCCUGCGUAUGGAGGGCGUGGUAUGAGACCACGCCCAACAUUCCCCCACACAGCGUCCCGCUACCGCCAUCGGAGGCCACGCCUCCCCCCGCGGCAGUGUUGGUAGCGCACUCAUGGGGGGUGUUGGGCAACACAGUCGAUCCGGCCAUGUUACGCCUACCUCAGGAGGCCGCCGUGUUGAAUACAACGACUUUGGCGAGGUGGUGAACUCACGCCCGCACACUCCGGGCUUGACGCAGACAACGCACACCCAGACUCCCAUGCUGAACCAGAUCCAAGAAGACCACUACAUGCAUCACAUGCAGCAACAAGAAGACCGUCUGCUUCACCUCCUGCAUCACGACAUGGGCCAUGGCCUGCAAGACGAAGACAUGAUUCACCAUCACCACUUACAGCCACGCGACAUCGAUGCGGACGAUGCCGACCAGAUGCAGCAGGAUGACUACAACGAAGAAGAUAUUCAAGAAGAGCCGUUGGGGUUUACAUCCUCAGCUUCUAAGGAUCCGCUCAUGUGGUAAAGUGGCGUAUUCUUGGAAGAAUGCUGCGGUUGUCUUUCGGUGUUCAUCAAUUGAAAUGACACGAUUGUCACUCGACCGACUUGUCCCUUGUAUGGAAUGUCACUUGAAACAAAUGCCACUCGAGACUAACGUGGUUCAAUCAGAAUCAAAAUUGUUGAACUGUAUUAGCGAAUUAUGUAUGAUAGAAACAUUGAUUACAUUUUAGUCAAGCAUAAACUGCAUAAAGCUUAUCCCACAGACAUGCAUCACUUGCAUGGCUCUGUUGGAAAGCUUCUCUAAAAAAUGUUCGUAGCCUAACUUUUUUACAACCCACCUAAUUCAUAAAAACAACUUCAGAGUUAUUGAAGGACUAUAUUGUUGAGCAACACGAACGUUAAUUGAGUAUGUUGCAGAGUAUAGAGUUCUACUUUUAUAAUUCAUCUUAUAACGAACAUGUGAAUAUGGUAGUGAUACUUAGAACGGAAAAUGUUCUACUAGUGGAGAUAGUUUGCGAUUGUUACUCGCAAGUUUCCUUAGAACAGUUACUCCAUUUUUGGCCAGGCAUCCAUCCAAAGUCACGUAGUCGUUACUAUACUACGUAUGCCUCAAGCUCUCAAACAUGGUCACCUUCUCUUUCUCCAGUGCGAUCGCAGUUUGCAUUUACAUAUGCUGAGUAACAGAAUUUUAUCUAUUAUUCAGUCGAGGUUUUUGCAUGCAUCAGACUCCAUCAGGUAGGACGCAGUUUCAUAGAUUUAGAAUUGAAAGAGCAACUUCAAAGCCCUCUCUCCGUUGGUCGAUCUCAACUGAAAGUGCAAAAUUACACAGUCAGCUUUUUUCACCGUACGUAUUACCAUGAGAGAAACUUUAUUAUAAGCUGCGACUAAUAAUUAUAAUUUAAGAAAACUUCAACGUCUCUUUGUGAACACACUUGUACACAGUUUCAAAUCGUAGAAAGAAGACUAAAUUAAGAGUUAUUUUGUUCAUUAAUAGCUAAAUUGCAUAAUCUCAGUUAUCUAUUCAUCAGGGGAGUUAAAUUUCUCGCGAAUCACUUUGGGAUUUGUUUUGGAUUUGGUGCAUAAUAAUUGCAUUAUAACGAGUAUUUAUGAUGGAAGCACAUUUGAACUUGCCAUGGGUACUCCAUCUUGACUUGCAUGAUAAUCCAUUGUAUAUCCUAAUAACCGUCAAUCACUAUCAUAUAUUUUAUAUUAAUGAGCUGCAGUAGCCGCUAUUUAAGACCUGCGUACUCUGGUCAGUCUGUAUUUUCAUCACUGCUUUCGUGUGGCCUGCAAGCUGUAAUGUAACGGCUUGCUCUCCUAUGUAUGUCUUAAUUAUAUGAUUUAAGGUGGAGCGUUAAGAAAUAAGAUCUCUUAUUUAGUUAUAAUCGAGCUUCAGAUGGGACUAUAAUCUCAGUGCUUUGCAGAAAGGCUUAUGAAGUGUUUAUAUAAAUCGUAAUCAUUUAGAGUCUGCAAUUGAGGCACAGAAAACAUUUUUGUGCACUCGCUAAUUCAUCCUACAAUCUAUACUCCCUUGUCUGACAUUGUACUGAUUUGAAGAUUACUUUUAGUACUGUGAAAAAUUGAGUGUGAACUCGGAUAAUACAAGUUCAGAAUAAUUGCUGAACUAAAUAGUUUCUCAACAAUUAUAUAAAUUAAUCUAAGCUAAUAAUAAUAUUCUAGAGUCUCUUCCACGAUGAAAAAGUUCCUAUGUACCAGUGUAUCCGUUUCUGUUCAGAUUGUUUGUCUAUCAAAGAAGCAGCGAGCCACCAUUUCAAAGCGCUUUUUUUUGUUUAGCUUGCUGAAUUGCGUUUUAGCUUGCCGGAAUUAGAAUAAUUUAUCUAGGAACAGUAUUUCAAAAAAUGAACUCGAUUGACAAAAUAUUCAACGACCUGAUCCAAGUCACCAAGUUUACCUUCUCCUGAUUCGAAGCGCGUAAAAAUAGGUAGUAGACAACGGUAAUAACUACGCAUUACAAAUGAUACUAAUUAAAAUAAUUUCCCAUUUUUCUUGUCAAUAAUAUUCUAAUCUGCAUAAAUUUGAAGAAAAAAUGCGAGAGAUAUGACGUGUUAAUCGUUCGACUCAAGCCUGGACCCUCCAGAGACAUCGAAAACAGUAUUUCUGGUUGAUUUUAGCAGUACCCAGGAAGUAUUAUUUGAAAAUUAAAUGAUUAUUUCCCCUUCGUUGUGAUGAAUAAAUG
Hyalella azteca is the source of this 6475-nucleotide messenger RNA. Its product is annotated as bone morphogenetic protein 1-like. The record is from RefSeq and is a predicted model, not a curated record. Gene Ontology annotation, cellular component: plasma membrane. The coding region runs from base 776 to 3811 and encodes 1011 amino acids. The transcript is spliced from 21 exons. Gene Ontology annotation, molecular function: protein binding. Lineage: Eukaryota; Metazoa; Arthropoda; Malacostraca; Amphipoda; Hyalellidae.